UGAUGAUACAAAACAGUGAGAAAGUGGCAGUAACAACUACAACCUUGAAACGUCUACUUGACAAAUGCAUAAGCCAUAAGAAUUUAAUCAAGCAAAUUCAUGCUCAAUCCAUUACAUGUGGUAUCUUCACACAAUCUCAUCAAUCUUUUGCCUGCAAAUUACUCAAUGUAUACACUAAACUGAACAAACCAUUUCAUGCCCACAAGGUGUUCGAUCAAAUUCCCCAACCAGAUAUUGUCUCCUGGACUUGUCUUCUAUCUCUACAUUUGCAAUUACAACAACCCACUAAAGCCUUUUCUCUGUUCAACCACUUAUUGGUUUCAACUUCACUUAAACCUGAUUCCCAUUCAAUAGUUGCAGCUCUAUCAGCUUGUGCUCGUACACAAAACCUGAUUAAUGGAAAAACAGUACACGCUAUGGUUUAUAAAUUUAUUAAUCAACCUGAACCCAUUAUAGGCAAUGCACUGAUUGAUAUGUAUAGCCGAACGGAGAGAAUCCAUUUGGCUCAACGUGUAUUUAACAGUAUGUGCGUUAAGGAUAUCGCUACUUGGACUAGUUUGCUCAAUGGGUUUGUAGUUUCCGGGGAAAUAAAGUCUGCCUGGAAGUUGUUUGAUGAAAUGUCGCAAAGAAAUGUGAUCUCGUGGACCGUGAUGAUUGUUGGAUGUGUACGUGGUAAAGAACCCGUUGGGGCAUUAGAACUGUUUAAGAAAAUGAGGAAGGAAAGUGAUGAUAGCCCCACCUCAAUUACGAUAGUUGCUGUGUUAUCUGGUUGUGCUGAUAUUGGAGCUCUUGAUUUUGGGAUGUCUAUUCAUGGAUAUUUAAACAAGGUAGCGGGUUUUGUUAUGGAUGUUGGGGUAAAUAACGCGCUGAUUGAUAUGUACGCUAAAAGUGGGAAUCUUGAUUUUGCUACGACGAUAUUUAGGGGAAUGAUAAAGAAGGAUGCGUUCUCGUGGACCAGUAUAAUUUUAGGUUUGGCACUUCACGGUAGGGGAAGAAAUGCACUUGAGGUUUUUGAUGAGAUGUUGGAAUCUGGGGUGACUGCAAAUGGGAUUACGUAUCUUUCAGUUCUAUCUGCUUGUAGCCAUGCUGGAUUAGUUAAUGAGGGGAAGGAAUUAUUCAACAGGCUGAAGAAUGACACUAGUUGUGCCACUAAAAUAGAGCAUUACGGCUGUAUGGUGGAUCUCCUUGGUCGUGCGGGUCAUUUAGAUGAAGCAGUGCGAUUGAUAAACCAAAUGCCUAUGAAACCGGAUGCUGUUAUAUGGAGAUCACUUUUGAGUGCUUCUGUCGCGAAUAGAAAUUUGGAAUUAGCUGAAAUGGCUGCGGAGAAAGCACUUGAAUUAGAACCUUACGAUGAUGGGGUGUAUGUACUGCUUUGGAAUUUGUAUAAUUCUGGUAAUAUGUUGGAAGAUGCUUCCAGGACAGUGAAGAUGAUGAGAGAUCAAAGAAUCAAGAAAAAGCCUGGGUGUAGUUGGGUCGAAAUUAAUGGAAUGCUUCAUGAAUUUGUGGCCGAACCUUCUGGACAACAUGUUUAUGAUGGUAUUUACAGGGUUUUAGACACAGUUGUAAAGCAAUCAAAUUUGGAUAUUCUUACUUAUCCUGCAGAAAUGUAGUCUUUUGAAAGCUGUAAAAUUUUCUGCCCUGGAUUUGGUGUGAGGUUGGGACAAAGGACAAAAAGCUAUAAGAAAAAGUUCCGGUCCUAGUUCUUUUAACUAUGGAAGACACUUCGUAAUGUUUGGCAGAUAAACACAAUGCAGUAAGUUAUUCUCGGUUAAUUAUUCUUGGCAAUAUGCAAAUCAGCAGAGGCGGAUCCAGGGGUUCAGGAUUCUAUCACAACUCAUUUGAUUUACUGCAUUUAAAAUCAAUUAUUUACAGUUAAUUAGUGAAAAUUUUAACACAUAGACAAAGUCUAAGCGAAAGCUUCUGAGUUUGAAUGAAACCAUACCCGUAACUCUACAUCUGCCCCUGUGCAAAUGCAUCUAUUGCACUCGUGUAGUUAGAAUUUUCUUUUGUUGCAUUUUUAGAUUAGUAUUGUGAAUUGCAAGUUCUGGUUUUGUGUUC
Molecule: messenger RNA, 2058 nt
Organism: Lycium ferocissimum
Lineage: Eukaryota; Viridiplantae; Streptophyta; Magnoliopsida; Solanales; Solanaceae
Product: pentatricopeptide repeat-containing protein At2g22410, mitochondrial-like
Exons: 1
Coding region: 3-1610 (535 amino acids)
Biological process (GO): RNA modification
Molecular function (GO): protein binding; RNA binding
Source: RefSeq, a predicted model, not a curated record